This is a messenger RNA of Oryzias latipes (Japanese medaka), 6432 nucleotides long. NCBI's taxonomy places the organism in Eukaryota, Metazoa, Chordata, Actinopteri, Beloniformes, Adrianichthyidae. The record is from RefSeq and is a predicted model, not a curated record.
CUUCCUUCAACUUUUAAUUACACUAAUGGUUCAAACUUAAUUCAUUAAGCACGUAUUAUCUCAAAAUUAUAUUACAUUUGAACACAGCACAGUCCUAUUUUCUCACAGAUCCUUACCACCCUCCUUUUUCUCUGUGUGUGUGUGAUGCCUCGGUUAUCUUCAUUUUAGCCUUGAAAUGCUCAGCUGCAACUCCCUGUGGGCGUGAUUUUCACAUCAUUGUCCAGUGUAUAAUCUUCUGAAUAUGCAAAUGCAGGGUUCUUACACCAAGCCCAUCUUCCUGCGCUUCGGUGUUCAGACUUUGAAUGCAUCAUGUUCAUCUGUCUGUCCCCUUCGUACAAAUUGUCUGUGCUGUUUGUACGAAGUAAAACUUCCACAAAUAGAUAAGUAUCUGUCUCUGAGUCAUUAAUUCGUUUCUGUGUGCAGGGAACUGUGGGUAUGAACCUUAAACCUUUCUUUUUACAGUCCUAUUUAGAAAAAACAAUUUCCUCACGUUUAAGAUCCGAUUAGAUUCAUACAUUUGCUAAAACUUUCAAAACAGAUGAAAAGCAUUAGUCAGCACAAACUAUCUCCAGCUUUAAAUACUUUUUUUCUUUACGCAACCUCACAGUAUGGUGAAGUCACUUUUUUUGUCAUGCGAGUUAUAUAUUUUUACCUCAAAGGACUUAAUCAAUCCAAAGGUUUGAAUUUUUAUUGGGGGAGUCGAUAGGAAAUGAAACUGCAACUUUAAGAAUUUCUAAAAUGGCUUCAAAAUCACGAAUAGAAUGUAGGAGGCAGGUCAAACCGUAUUACUUUGUACACACUGCAGAGGGCAGCACUCACAUUUGUGAAAAGAUGAAACUAUACUCUGUAUAUGUAGGAACAUAAUGUGUAUUUAAACAUGUUGAAUUACAGAAAUAUACAGCCUAUUUGUCUAAAUUUAGGGGGGGGGGGUAAAUGUGAUCCUUCAAUUUUUCUUGUCACCUACAGAAAUGCAAGGACUGACCUUUUUUCACAUUCUUCCUGAAGUAUUGAGCAUUUUACAGUAAGUGUAAUCAGAUUGUUGUUACAUAAUUAACAUAUUUUAAAAUUUUGCCUUUUGUUCUCUUUAGAAACAUCUAAAAAAAAUAAAGAAACUCUUCAGAGAUGGAGUGGCACAAACUACCUUAUAAGAGCUGGACUGAAUCUGAAGUGGGAUCCUGGCUAAAAUCCAUCGGCAUCAAAGAAGUAUACAUCGCAAAAAUGGUUGAGGAGGAGGUGACCGGACCAGUUCUAUCAACAAUACAAAGAGAGUAUCUCAACAAUAUCAUUGGAAUGAAAAGUGCACAAAUUGAACAUCUAUUACAAAAAAGAGAUGAACUUUUAAAAACAAAUCAGCCUGAUAAAAAGAAAUUAGCUGAUUCCAAAGAUAAGAGAAGAGAAAAAGAAGUUUUAGUUGCACCAAGUGAGCACACCAUACAGGAAAUGAAAGAGAAAGCAGAUCAAGAAGUUAUUCCUGAUAUGUCCAGUAAUGACUUGAACUCUGAAGUUACAUUCUGUGAAUAUCGUAAAUUUGACCAAGAUGACAAAGACUGCAGGUACGUAAAGCAUCACUUGCUUCCUCCAGAGACUGGAACUGAAGAUUUGAUUAUUCCAUGUCAUGAAUAUAAGUCACUGGAGAUUGCACACAAACUUGACUCAGAAAGACUUAAAAGUAAGGUGGCAAAUGAAGUUUUGCGUUUUGCAUGUGGAUGCAUGAACAUGAGAACCAAUGGAACUAUUCAUUUUGGAAUUAUGGAUAAAAACAAAGGGCUUCACAAGCAUGGAGAAAUCAUAGGAAUACCUUUGAAGAACCGAGAAGAUUUUGUGGAUGCAUUGGAUUACAUUGAAAGAUGCUUUAAAGACUCAAAACAACAAAAAGAUGCUAGGGAUUGCAUAAGGAAUCCAAGAUUUGUUGAGGUUUGUGACAAAGAAAUUGUGGGGGAAACUAUGGUUGUUGAAUAUGAUGUUGUCCCAAAAGCAAGUAUUGUAAAGAACAAACUUUACUCUGUGGGUCUCCCAAAUUUCUAUGAGAAAGAGGGCAAAGUCAAAUGUGAGAAGAAAGUGCCCUAUUGCAGAGUGGGAGCAAACACACCACAGAUAGCAGAAGAAGAUCUAGUUUGUUUUAUUCAAGGAUUGAUUGAAAAAGAUCAACAGAGAGAAGAAGCAGAAUCCUUCAGAACUGAAUCCUCUCUAGACUUCCAGGAGAAUCAAAAACGAAAGCUUUCAGUCCUCCUAACAGGAGGAAAAACAAAAAUGGACAACUCUAUGUUUUACAUAGUUGUGACAAGUCAAAUGCAACCUGAGCAUCUCAACAAUAUAACCUUCUUGGUCAACAUGAAACUAUUUUGCGUGUUGGAUUUUGACCCAAAUUCUGAAAUCUCUGGUCUUUAUGGUAGCUAUAAAGAGCAGAAGGCUGUAACUCCUCACUUUCUUCAUGACUAUGAGAAUGUCAAAAGACUAGAUAACGCUGCUUUCAUUGAGAAUCUGAAGCUGUUUGACCGAGUCAGUUGGAUUUUUCUUGCAAUGGACGACACAACUUUCCAAGCGGGGAAGAAACAGUUGAUGAAAAAACCUGGAUCAAGACAAGAAAAAAGCAAAUGAAAAAAGCAGUGACUUUUAUCUGCAAUGAAGUCCUCCCAAGGAGUUGCUUUGUGGUCCUCUUUCUCCUCACAUCUGAAGUUAAGCAACCUGUUGUUGAAGCGUUUCAUGAGUUCUAUGCAGAAAUGAAUGGACAUGACUGCUUGACAGUCAUAGCAGAGACAAAAGAAAUCUACAAAAAGUGGUCAAGUCUUGCGCAAGUGUCUUGUGCAAAGUCUUCACUCGAUGAAAUCAGCAUCGUUGAUAUGCCACUGAGUCAUGUGGAUGCAACGGUUCAAAGCAUUCAGCUAUCAAAGAAUCAGCCUGCAAGGAAAUUGCCUGUCUCAAACAGAGGUCUGUGCUUCCUGAAAUCUGUGGAAAAGGCAAUGCUGGAUUCUCUGGAAAUCAUCAGCGUUGACCAGUGUGAUGAUGCAAAUCUGGAGGUUAUGAGCAAUGACGACGUUCAAAAAAUUGAACUGUACUUCUAUCGAGGUGGAAAUAUAGACUGGAUUAACUUCUGGCUGGCUAACAAGAAUAAAUGCGGAGCCAUCAUUGAGCGAGACGCGUACAAAGAAGCAAAUGAAAUACUGAGCGAAGUAGUUUCUCGCAAAAUGGCAAUCCGCCCCACAGAGUCUGUGAACAUAUACCAUAACCCUGGCAGUGGUGGAAGUACAGUGGCGCGACAGAUUCUCUGGAACUGGAGGACAAAACUACGAUGUGCCAUUGUAAAACAGGGCAAAGAAGUAACAACAGUGUGCGAACAUAUGGUAAAACUGAGGGAACACGAGGAGAUUGACAAGAACAAGUGUCUCCCAGUGCUUGUUCUGUUGGAGGACCAAAAUCUAGAGUAUGUUGAUGAUCUGAGACGUCUUCUCACAAACGUCAUUACUACCAAAAAGAUAAAUCCCUCUUUACUGUGUUUCAUUCUGCUGAUCUGCAACAGAUCAAAUGAUCCAGAGAAAAUGCGAAGAGCACUGGCAUCUCAAACCAUAGCAGUCACAUACAAACUGUCGGAUGAGGAAAAGCCUUUGUUUGAAAAAAAGUUGGUGUACCUUAAGCAGAAGUUUGGAGAUAGGGAGUCAAAGAUCAAGAGCAAAACUGUUAUUCCAAAGGGGAAAUCACAGGUAUCGGUUGCAACACAAUCGCUGUCUCAGUUCGAGCCAGAGUUGAAGUUUAUCUUGACAUUUGUUCUCAUGUCUAAUGAGUUUCAGUCGAGCUACAUUGAGAAUGUUGUCAAAAAUAUUCUGGCUAAAAUUGAUCAUUCCUCCCAGGAUACUUGGCUCAUCAGAUUUGUGGCUCUCCUGAACACCUACGUCAUUGAUUCCUCCAUCUCUGUGUCGCACUGCGAGGCAUUCCUUGGCCUUGCUUGCUGUCAUAAUGAAGCUCGUUUUUACGCACUGGAAGAUAGACUCAGUGAAGAGGCAAAGCUGAUUUUCAUCCACCUAAGAGAAACUUCUACACACAUCCAAUCCUUUCGGAUCAUCAAUUCACUAGUAGCAAAGGAAAUACUGACUCAGCUCUCAGUAAACUUGCCACAAAGUGAGAUUGCCAUGAAGCUCAUAAAUGAUGAAGUUCUCAUGAAUCACAGGUUUGGCAGAGACGAAUUUCUCAAAGUCAUCAGAACACUUUUCAUAAGGCGCUACAAAGUCAGCAGAGGAGAUCCAGAAAACACAACAUUUUCACCUCUCAUUGAACAUGUCACCACUGAAACUGGUGGUCUUCAAAGAGCUGUGGAUCUGAUGAAGGCUGCAUUUCUGGCCUUGGGAAAAGAUUCCUUUGUUGCACAACAACUUGCUCGGCUUCUUUACAAAAGUCUCAGAUUUGAAGAAGCCGAACAGUGGGCAGAGGAGGCAAAAUCUCUUUCUCCUAAUGACACAUUUGUGUUGAAAACACUGGGACAGGUUUACAAAUGGUGGUUUAACCACUUGUGUGAUACCCUGGAAGAGAAAGAGCCAUCGCCUGAAAGAGUGGUUGAAAUCAUUGCCAUUGCACUCAAAGCAAUUACUGCCUUUCGUGACUCUGAGAAAACCCAAAGGAAAGAAACUGUUAGCCUUAAUAAUUCUUACUACGGGGAAGUCGAUGUUGGCUGCAAGUUACUAAAAUUCCUGUCCAGUGUGACAAUUUUUUCAAACACUAAUGGGAAUUCUGAGUUUUUGCAGUACUUGCUAACAGAGUACAUACCAGCUGAAGUCAAAACACCUUGGAAAAACUUUCAUCACCAGCUGAAAAGCUUACAAAAGAACUUGCACCAGGCACUUGAGUGCCUUUCUUUAGACCUGAGCUAUUUUCAAACAGACAUCAAUGAGGAGGAAGAAGAGCUUGAUGCAAGAGAUCCAGAACAAGUAUACAAGCCACGAGAAUGGUUAACAAGAAUGAGUGUUGUCUAUGCUGGAUUCUUUUGCUGCAUACCCGAAGAGAAUGAAGAAACGAAUGAAAGCAACGGCAACAAAGCUGAACCUCCAGCUGAAAAACUUUCUCCAUUUCAGAGACAGUGGUUGACGUACAAGUUUGGUGGAGGAAACGUUAUCGCUAUUCUGUCAUUAUUCUACGACAAAAAAGCAGAAAGAGCCGGAAAACAACUUGAAAAAAUAAUGGCCUUGUAUCCAGAAAACCUCACAUUGCAGAAACUCGAUAAAACAGAGCUCACAAACUUCCUUUUCUGCCAGAUAGCUCUGAACUGCAUUCAGCCGGGUUCAAUAAAGAUAUUGCCAAUUGAAAAACUCAAAGACCUUAGCAAAAGAUUUAGGACAAAAGGGAACGAGAUGUCACCAGCAAGUUCCCUCUUCCUUCUCUCUCUUCUGUUUUGGCCUGAAGACAGCAGUGAGCUCAGUUCUGCUGAUGAACAGAUACUUCUAUCCGCUAUUGACACCCUGCAAAAACUCUGCGAGCAAAAAACGCAGAAAAUGUCUCAGAGAAAAAGUAGAAUUGCAACUCAUUUCUUUUUGGGAAAGGCCAGAGGCCUCAACAAGAUUGUCCACAGAAGAGUUAUCGAAAAAGGAAUAAAAGGGAAUCUGAGUGAAAGAAAGCUAAAGUGGCUCGGUGGGGAAGUGUGGAAGACCAAAGAGGUUGUGCAACAAUUGAAACGGAUCGAAGGCUGGACAGAAAAUGAAAAUUUGUAUAUGAAAUGUGGAAAAAGUGACAAAAAAAUCCGGGUAAUUCCUCGCUACUCUGCCUCUCUGCCGUACGGAAAUGAAAGAGUCACAUUUUAUUUGGGUUUUUCAUUUGAAGGUGUGCUUGCUCAUGACGUCAAAAUAAAAGAAUAAUGCAAUCUUUAGAUAUAAACCUGCAAAACAUGUAACCUGUUAAGCUUCUUUAUAUAAAGAUAUUGUGUAAAGAAAGUACCUUUUUUUGUUUUCUUGCUUAUUUACCGAAGAUGAUGAAAUUUGUUUACUUGCUUGCCUUUAUUUUGAAAUUCAAAUGUUUUUCAAGUUUGUAUUUUGUUUCGAGCUGUUUUUUAAUGUUGUAUUUGAUUUUUUAAUAACACUGAGUUGUCAUGUUAAUUUUGCCUCACUGCAGUAAAUCUAUAUAUGUGAUGUUCUUUAAAUGCUACAGUUGCUUUGAAAUUAUUUGUUUUAGUGAGAUUUUCAUACAUGAUGUAGAAGUGUGGUUCCUUUUCAUAGAGCACUUGAGGAGAUGUUUUAUUUUUCUGAAAGAAGCCUUUAUUGAAAAAUGUGAGAAAAUGCACUUUUUGAAAAAUAUUCACUUAGGCUACAAACAGAUGUAUUUAGAUGAUUUAUUUUUUAUUUUAAAUCUGUUUUACACUGCAAUUUUUGCUGUUGAGAUUCAUGUACCUUUAACAUCUUAAAACCUUUUACACAUUUUUUUGACAUUUCUAAUAAAACUGAGAAGAAAAUCAAA